This is a messenger RNA of Haemorhous mexicanus (house finch), 1203 nucleotides long. RefSeq names its product mannose-P-dolichol utilization defect 1 (gene MPDU1). The record is from RefSeq and is a predicted model, not a curated record. Gene Ontology annotation, biological process: oligosaccharide biosynthetic process. NCBI's taxonomy places the organism in Eukaryota, Metazoa, Chordata, Aves, Passeriformes, Fringillidae.
AUGGCGGCGUCCCAUGGGCGUUUUGCGCAUGCGCUCAAAGGGCUGGAAGUAGGGGCGGGAUUUUCUGUCGUCUCAACCAAUCACGACGUGAGCGGGGCGUUUCCCGCCGAUUUCCCCUCAGCGCGGGAGCCGCCAUGGGAGCCGCUCCGGCCUUGGCUCGUCCCGUUCCUGCUGCCCGAGCACUGCUUCGACCAAUUCUUCCUCCGCUUCCAACUCCUCGAUGUUCCGUGCUUAAAAAUCCUCCUGAGCAAAGCUCUGGGCUACGGGAUCGUGGCGGGAUCCGUCCUGGUGAAGGUCCCCCAGCUGCUGAAGGUUUGGGGGUCCCGCAGUGGGGGGGGGCUCAGCCUCCCCUCGGUGCUGCUGGAGCUGCUGGCCCUGGGGGGCUCGGUGGGCUACGGCUACGCCAGGAGCUUCCCCUUCAGCGCCUGGGGGGAGUCGCUCUUCCUCCUCCUGCAGACCCUCACCCUCCUCUUCCUCAUCCUGCACUUCGGGGGCCGCACGGGCCGAGGGCUGGCGCUGGUGGCCGUUUUUGGGGCGUUUUUGGGCGUUUUGGUGUCUCCUCUGACCCCGCUGAGCUUCGUCACUGCCCUGCAGGCCCUCAACCUGCCCAUCAUCAUCCUCAGCAGGCUGAUCCAGAUCGUCACCAACGCCCGGCAGGGCCACACGGGGCAGCUCUCGGGGGUCUCCACGGGGCUCCUCUUUGGGGGGGCCCUGGCCCGAAUCUUCACCUCCCUCACGGAAACCGGGGAUCUCCUUUUGGCCUCGACCUUCGCGGCCUCGGCCACCUGCAACGGGGUCCUGCUGGCCCAGGUGCUGCUUUUGGGGGGCUCCCGGGACCCCCACCCCAAAAAGGAGUGACCCCAAAAUCCCCAGCACCCCCAAAAAACCCCAAAAUCCCCCCAAAAAUCGCCUCAAAAUUGAGAUUUUUUUGGGGGGGUUUAAAAAGAGGAUUUUGGGGUGGUUCCCCUGCUCUGGGAUGAUCCCAAAUUUUUAUGGGACCCCCAAAAAAUCUUCCCAGGAUCCCCCAAAUCCUCAGGGACCCCAAAAUUCCCCCCCGGGACCCCCCCAAAAAAACCCCUCGGACCAAGGUGGAGGAGGGGCUGCCGCCCCCAAAGAUGGGGAAUGGGCGUGGCCAGAGAGCCCCUCCCUCCCCCGCCAAUAAAUUUGGGGUCCCCCCCAUUCCAGGGGGUCUCCCCCCCCCUU